UCAACUUAAGAAGGAAAUGGCAUUAAAAAGACAGAUUUAGUGGGUGUAUUUUAAAGUAAUAGUUGGUCAUUUUGGCAGCGUGGUUUUGUUUUCUGCAGCUUUAGGUUGGAUACAGUCAGUAAUGUCAAGUUACUAGUGUCUGAAGUCACCAUGCUAACAGUAAUGCUAACAGCAAACUACGUAUGCCAGGGUUAGGCCUUAUAGUGCCAUGGGGGGCUGACGGUCCACAUGUUUCCAUUCCAACCAAAUAUGGAAACAUCUUGAGCAACAGUUCAGGAAUAUAAUGUAUAUAAUUUACACCAGUCUAAAUAUUACCACUAUGACUGUAUCUUGGCUGCACAUCACUUUAGUCACAGUCACAGUCCCUGCUACAUAUGGGCUAAAAUAAAGUAACUGCAAGAAGAAAUAAUUCAGGGGUUUGGAAGUGGUGUUGUGUAACAUUGAGUGAAUAAAACCUUCCAAAUGAACCCUGCAGAAGGUCGAUGCCAUGUAAGCGUGUAAUUCAGUCGGUCCCGUCAGCGUCAGUGGGUGUGGCCAGGUUUUACAAGCCAAGCUCAUUUCCUUCAGUGUACACCACUUGUGUUGAUGUGUUCUGUGUUUAAUCUGUCUGUGUCACUCUAUUUUUCUCUCUAUCUGUCUCCCAAUGCGAUGCACUGGGGCAGUGACGGGAGUCCCAGGUUACUUGUCAGUGCCUCGCAAGAUGGGAAGCUGAUCAUCUGGGACAGCUACACAACAAAUAAGAUGCAUGCUAUUCCUCUGCGCUCAUCCUGGGUGAUGACAUGCGCCUAUGCCCCUUCUGGGAACUACGUGGCCUGUGGAGGCCUGGACAACAUUUGCUCCAUAUACAGCUUAAAGACCCGUGAGGGGAACGUGCGUGUCACCAGAGAGUUGCCUGGACACACAGGAUAUUUGUCUUGCUGUCGUUUUUUGGAUGACAACCAAAUCCUGACGAGCUCUGGGGACACCACCUGUGCAUUGUGGGACAUAGAGACGGGCCAGCAGGCUACAGUCUUCACUGGCCACACGGGUGAUGUCAUGAGCUUGUCUCUAAGUCCAGACUACAAGACCUUUGUGUCAGGAGCCUGUGAUGCCACCUCCAAGCUGUGGGACAUCCGCGAUGGCAUGUGCAGACAAUCCUUCACUGGACAUGUGUCUGACAUCAACGCCGUCAGCUUUUUCCCCAAUGGGAAUGCCUUUGGCACUGGCUCGGAUGAUGCCACAUGCAGACUUUUUGACCUGCGUGCUGACCAGGAGCUGAUGAUGUACAGCCACGACAACAUCAUCUGCGGCAUCACCUCCGUGGCUUUCUCCAAGAGUGGCCGCCUGCUCCUGGCUGGGUAUGAUGACUUCAACUGCAACGUCUGGGACACUCUGAAAGGCGAUCGUGCAGGUGUACUAGCAGGCCACGACAACAGAGUGAGCUGCUUGGGAGUGACAGAAGAUGGCAUGGCUGUGGCCACCGGCUCCUGGGACAGUUUCCUCCGGAUCUGGAACUAAGCAAACCUCUUCCUCGUUGUACUCAAUCACUGCCCGCCAACCUUUCCCCUGCAGCCCCUCCCUCCAUAUCCCACCUCAACUGCUGGGCUGGACCUGAGGGUGCACACUGUGUCAGCCAAAAUCCUCACCCCCAGUUCUUCGCUCUUCACUGGCGGUCAGCCCACCUGUGAUAAAGUAACAACUCUUUAUAACUUUCAAGAUGACUUUUUUUCCACCCAGCCAUUAGACAGCAACAAAAAUAAUACGCUCUGAGUAGAUUUGUUCAAUCAGAAUUUAAUUUAGGAGUUACAGGAAUAAAGAAGAUUUAGUCCAUAUACCGGUUCACCGCUAGGGGGCAGUAAAGAGCAAUUGCUACUAUGACUAACAAGCAAAAUGACGGUGUUUAUUAUGUAAAUGUAAAUGUAAAGACAGUAUAUAUGUAUAGCAUUAUGUGUGUAUAUAUGCAUCAUAUAUGCAUAUAUAAUGUGUAUGUAUAUAUUUUUGUUGUUUAUUUCCCACCCUACAGUUUUUAUAUAUAAUUUUGGGGGGUUUGUUUAAUUUCAGGUGCACAUAUUCACAUUACUACAUCACAUAAUUGCAGAAACUUACUUUAUGAGGGUUAAAUUUGAUAGAUAAAUUGGACACAGCCCCAUAUUAUUUUUACCUAAAUUGACUUUUUAUUAUUUGUUUUUUUUCUUUUAUUUUUCAACUUAGUCAAACUCAUCAGGCAACAAAAACAGACUUUUGCAAGUUAGUAAAACAAUUUAAACACCGUUUGCCUCCACUGAGCACGCUUUACGCACUUUUGUGUGUGUAUUGUGCUUACAUGCAGUAGGCAUAACUCAUACUGGGCAUAGUGUAACUUCUUGAGUGUUUUUUUGUGUGAAUAUGUUGUCGUUUUGGUUUUCUUUAACACAAGCCCCAGUAUUCCUUAUCACAUUCUGUUUGUUCCGAAGGAGAGUUACACUGCUGUGCUUAGAAGUUUCUAUGAUUAUAGAUCAGUAUCAGUAGAGCUUCACAACCAACAAGCUGUGUUUAAGUUAUUAGCUCCAAAGCGGAAACCAGUAAAUCUAGGAUAUGAUAGAAAACUUUAUUUUAUUGGAGGCUCUACUUUGGCCUCUACUCAAGUGGAUUGUGAGUUCAUAUCAUCGGAUGCUUAAUAUCUGAAGACCACAGCCAUUCCAUGCAAAUCAGCAGCUGUGGAAAAUGAUCGAUGACUCUUCCUGGAGUCACAUCCCUGUCUCCUGGGACCUGUGAGAUCUACAUCUUUCCCUAUACUUGGGAAGUGUCUCAUGUUGCCCAUAUGAAUGACACUGAUGGAGCAAAAGUGUACUGUGAAGAGAGAGACAUGUUCUCCCCAUGCAGAAGCUGUUCUUUACCUGUAAUGGCACUGAUGCAUGUAUGGGCAAAUGUGAGGAUGUAGUAAUGGAGCCUAAAGGAUGGGGUGGACUUUUUUGAGCAGCCUCUGAGGACGGGAGAAACGCUGAAGAGAGAAAGAUGUGUGUCAGAGCUUGCCGAGUCCUUUUGCUUUUUACAAAAUGAAUCAGUGAGUCCUUUUUUGUUGGUGUGAACUGAGUGACCACAUGGAACUGGAAUCAUGUGAGCAACUCGCUAAAUCAAAGCAGUGCACCACAAGCCUGUAAAAGAAAACACAAAAGGAUUUUAUAUGUUUUAAUGCCUUUUAGCUACUCAUUGUUCUUUCUCACCAAAAACAGGUUAUGAACUGUUAAUAUUGCUACUGAAGAAAGUUCACUUGGUUGACAGAAAUGUACACGUAGUAGAGCGCUAGAGAUGCAUUCACAAACUGUAGUACAAAUGUAAACCAUUAGGCACACACCUAUUUACCUGUAGAGGUGGCAAUUCUAAUUUACUUUUUUGUCAUCAUACCCCUACUGUUACUUUUGGUUCCUCUAAAUGUUUAAUAUUUUAAAAUCAAUACGUAUGUGUGUGAGUUGGACCUAUCCAUCUGCUGUCUCAGGUGCCUAUCUCUAAAUACAGUAUACACACGUAACCCACAUGGGCUGGUUCAAGGGAGGGUUAGUCCUCCUGCGAGAUGUGGCACUACUGUGUCUCCAUUCUGCCUUACAAUACCAUUCAAACCAUAAGGUAAUACUAGCGUCGACUACAGUAAUGUUUCCUCCUCCUAUUUCUUUUCCACCGUGAUCAGUCGAAUGGGUUGCUCUCUUUCUUUUCCAAAUAGAAGCACAUUCUGAUACUAGUGAACACUAAAAAGCAUGCUUAUAAGAAACCAACACAACCACAUGCAGCUCCCUACUGCUUCUCAAAGCAGGUGUUUUACAUCGCCUUUUAUACAGUUGUGCUUUCUACUACUGCCGUACCGUCUGUAGUGUUAUUACGGUUCAGUCAGCUGUCUAUGAAACCCCUCGUUGACAUACAGUGAUUCUAGUGACUUGUUUCUUUUUUUCUCGCUGCUUCUUUCUGGCUUUGCAUUAAUGGAUCCAUUUUGAGCGAUUGUUAAACUUAACGGUUAUAGUUUUCAGCCUGAGAAUAUCUGUGUGUGUGUGUGUGUGUGUGUGCGUGCGUGGGGCAGAUGUACGUGGAUAACGUAUCAAUCUAAGUGUUACUUCCUUAUUUGUGCCAAUGUUAUCCACAGACCCUGAGCUGUGAAAUGAAAACUAAUCAAUGUGACAAAAAACGUGUAAUCUCACUUUACACAAGUGCCAGCCUUCUCCACCUCCAUCGGUCACAUCUUUGUCUGAUUGAUUUUUUUUUUUAAAGCUGUCUGUCUGAUCAAAGUGGACUGCUCAUAUCUGAAUGUUUUUAUUUUUUAGCUUGACAGGUUUUUUCGGACUUUGUCUGGUCCAUUCAGUGAACACCACAUGUUUAUACCAAUUAGAUGAAGUCCAUAAGUGACUUAUUAGCCUACUAGAAGUGUUGACUACUGUCAUUAAAGUGUCGAUAUUUUAAACGCUUGGAACAAAGGGUAAACACGUUCACUUGUACCUUUGUGCUCUUGUCGUAACAUUUGCAAAACCUUCCAAGAGUCAGUCAGGACAUGUUAUGUUCAAGUCUUAGCUCAAACUAAAUAUAAUCAAUAUCGGGAAAAUGUCUGUGCGUUGAGCUUGAACUGCCUUGACGACACAAACCACAAGUAACAACCUGCCCAAUCAAAUAAACAACGUGGCUGCUAGUUAGCUUAGCACAGGGAGAAUGAACAAUAUGGCCGCAAACAUCUGAGGCACAGUAAUUAACUCUUCAUCUCAAAAGCUAAAAAUGUACUACAUUAGAUUGUUUUAGCAAACGUUGGUCAAUAUUUAACAAGAUGUUGCCUGGUAAUGAGUGGUCGUUGGAGUACUUGUAAAAAGGACACUUUGCUGUUGAUACAUGAUGAGCUUUCUGUUAGGCUAAGCUAACUGGCAGCUAGCAGUUCCAAGAGUUGUCGGCAGAUUUCCUUUCCAAAUGUAUUAUAGUCAACCCAUGUUCACGUUCAUAUUCCAUUAUGAGCUGUGUUAAAAUAAAGAUUAAAAAAAACAAGCCACCAUAGCCUCUAACAGCUGAAAAGGGGGUCGUCCGUGUUACUGACGGUGGUAAUUAGCAGGCAGCCAUUUUGCUUGUGUGUAACUCAGCGGUAUUAGCAGCUGGAACCUGGACAGUACCUGAACACUUGUGUGCGCCUGCGCAGUUCACUCGUCUUAGUGGCGCAGGCUCAGUCCAAAGGUGCUUGACUUCAUUUACCUUCACACGUUAAAUCUCCUCGUUGGAUGUGCGUGUCCGACGCCGCAACAAAUAAACGGUUCAUAUUUUGGUGUUCAGGCAGUGAUAUGAAGAUUAUUUGAACAAGUCACGUUUAUUCCUCACUAUGACAAAUAGUUUUGUGUUUUUGAUAAGCAGUUAUCGUAUGAGGAGAUUAAUCUGGUUGCAUCACAUGACCACAGCACCAUCACCAACAAAGCACUGCCCUUUGACUCUACAACCUACUUUAGUUUCGUUUUAUUUAUUGUUUUUAAGCCAGUAAAGACCAGGGACUUGGUGCCAUGAUAAUUCUCUUACAGUGCUAUUGUGUGAAAUUAUAAUCACUUGUUAUGGAAUAAUUUUUAUAGUCUUUUUCACACCAGAUCUUUUUUUUUUGUAUUUGUACAGUGGCUUGGUGAUACUGAUAUGUUGCCAUGAGUUAUUGUAACCAAUAAAAGAGCUUUUAACCAAGA
Messenger RNA from Betta splendens (Siamese fighting fish), 5642 nucleotides. Its product is annotated as guanine nucleotide-binding protein subunit beta-4. The transcript has 7 exons. Gene Ontology annotation, cellular component: heterotrimeric G-protein complex; cytoplasm. Gene Ontology annotation, molecular function: signaling receptor complex adaptor activity; protein binding. The record is from RefSeq and is a predicted model, not a curated record. Bases 586 to 1497 code for a protein of 303 amino acids. NCBI's taxonomy places the organism in Eukaryota, Metazoa, Chordata, Actinopteri, Anabantiformes, Osphronemidae. Gene Ontology annotation, biological process: G protein-coupled receptor signaling pathway.